AUGGGACAGACUCAAACUACUCCUUUAAGCAUUAUGGUCGAUAAUUUUAAAGAGGUAAAGGGAAGGGCCAGCAACCUCAGUGCGGAGGUUCGGAAGGACUGGUGGUGGACUUUUUGUUCCAGGGAGUGGCCGACUUUUAAUGUCGGGUCGCCGCCGGAGGGGACUUUCGAUCUCCCCACCACGCGGGUUAGGGAAGUCGUCUCCCAGCCCAAAGAGGGACAUGCUGGUCAACUCUCUUACAUUGUUACUUGGCAGGACCUUGUGGAAAAUCCACCAUCUUGGCUUAGGCCCUUCCUACCUCCACACCCUCUGGAGCCAGAACCCAUUCUUGCCUUGCAAGAAGCAGAGAAGAGGGAGGAGAAAAAAGCCACCCUGCCAUCAGCUCCAGCUCCCCUCUACCCGGUUUUGCAGGGGGGAACUGGAGAAGAGUUAAUUUUUCCUCCCCCAUAUCAUUUCCACAGGAUGCCAGAGAGAUUCGAUCCCGCCCCGUCGUGGGAAGCUGAUGCAGUUCCGGGAGUGCCUGGGGGCGGGGUUCCGGGAGUGGCCGCGGUUCCGGUUCCGGUAGGAGGCCCGCCUCUCACCCGGCAAAGAGCUCAGUGGGAACUGUCUGUCGCAGCACCCAACUCCACUAUCAAGACCCUGCCCUUACGGGCCGCUGGACCCCCGGAUGCGGAUGGCAACCAGCCCCAUUUCUAUUGGCCUUUCGCAACUAGCGACUUGUAUAACUGGACACAGAACCCUAAGUUCUCCGAAAAGCUGGGGAGACUUAUUGACUUGCUAGAUUCUGUUCUUUUCACCCAUCAGCCCACAUGGGACGACUGUCAGCAGCUUUUACAGAUUCUGUUCACAACGGAAGAGAGAGAAAGGAUCCUCAAUGAGGCCCGGAAGAUGGUUCCUGGUGUAGAUGGAAAUCCAACCACAAACCAGGCCCAGAUAGAUGUCUCUUUUCCCUUAACUAGGCCUGAAUGGGAUUUCAACAUGGCAGAAGGUAAGGAGAGGCUUUUGGUCUACCGCCAGACUCUAGUGGGUUGUCUCCGCAGGGCUGCUAGAAAGCCCACCAAUUUGACCAAGGUAGGGAAUGUACAGCAGGAAAGAGAUGAGUCUCCAGCUGCCUUUCUAGAACAGAUCAUGGAGGUAUAUCGCACCUAUACCCCCAUGGAUCCAGAAACCCCUGAGAAUAAGGCAGCUGUAAUCAUGAGUUUUAUAAACCAGUCAGCCAUGGACAUUAGAAAGAAACUGCAGAGAAUAGAUAGGUUAGGAGAAAAGAGUUUACAGGAUUUACUGGCAGUGGCAGAGAAGGUGUUCAAUAACCGAGCCCCUGAGGAUAGGCAAGCCCGCGCCAUGGUGGCUGCCAGUGACAAGCAGACCCGAAACCUGGCCAAGAUUCUGCUAGCCACCACCAUGGAGUCCCCUGAGGAGCGGAUCCGCCGCCUUCGCCAGCUUGCUGAUGGCCAAGAAAGAGGUAAGGGAACUGCCCGGGGUGGGAGAAAGAAGCUGCAACGGAACCAGUGUGCUUACUGCAAAGAGAUAGGGCACUGGGUCCGAGAAUGCCCAAAGAAGGCUGGUAAAAAGGAAAACAAGACAGACCGGGUGGAGGUCUUGGAGCUGGAAGGACUGAGUGAUUAGGGGAGUCGGGGUUCGGACCCCCUCCCUGAGCCCAGGGUAACUCUUAGAGUGGAGGGGACCCCUGUUGACUUCCUUGUUGACACUGGAGCACAACAUUCGGUUCUCCGCACACCCUAGGGGAAGCUAGCUAAUAAAAAGUCCUGGGUGCAAGGGGCAACUGGCAUGAGCCAGUAUUCAUGGACUACCCAAAGAACAGUAGAUCUAGGAACGAGCCGGGUAUCCAAUUCUUUCAUGGUAAUACCAGAGUGCCCCUACCCCCUAUUAGGAUGGGACUUGCUAACCAAGAUUGGAACCCAAAUAACCUUCAGACAAGGGGGGCCUCAGGUCACCAAUGGCAAAGGCCACCCCAUCCAGGUUCUGACUCUGAGACUGGAGGAUGAAUAUCGCCUCCACCAGGGGGCACCCCCAGUAGAGAACAAUAUGGACAGGUGGCUGCAAGAAUUCCCCACAGCCUGGGCAGAGAUGGGGGGAGUAGGACUGGCCACCCACAGGGCCCCAACCCUGCUAGAGCUAAAACCAGGAUAAGGCCCAAUAAGAGUCAAACAGUACCCUAUGUUCCAGGAGGCUCGGAAGGGAAUCCAGCCUCACAUCCGGAGACUGCGAAGCCUAGGGGUACUGGUUCCAUGCCAAUCUGCCUGGAACACCCCCCUCCUGCCGGUCAGAAAGCCCCACACGAAUGACUAUCGACCAGUCCAGGACCUCCGGGAAGUAAAUAAAAGAGUCCUGGAUAUACACCCAACCGUUCCUAACCCAUACACUCUCCUAAGCUCUCUGGCACCCUCUAGAGUCUGGUAUACUGUAUUAGACUUGAAGGAUGCCUUUUUCAGCCUGCCGCUAGAGCCUUAAAGCCAACCCCUGUUUGCCUUCAAAUGGCACGACCCAGAGGAAGGCUACAGUGGACAAUUAACCUGGAAGCGAUUGCCCCAAGGAUUCAAGAAUUCGCCCACCAUCUUCGACGAGGCGCUGCAUGAAGACCUCGGUGAGUACAGGAGAGAGCACCCCAAUCUCACCUUCCUUCAGUACAUAGAUGACAUCCUGAUUGCUGCCGAUACCGCCAAAGAUUGUGAGCAAGGGACCAAAGAUCUGCUGGCCACCCUAGGGACCUUAGGGUACCGGGCUUCUGCGAAGAAGGCUCAGAUAUGCCAAAAGAGGGUGAGUUACCUGGGAUACAUACUGGAGGGCGGACAGCGGCAGUUGUCAGAUGCUAGAAAAGAGACAGUCUUGAAAAUCCCUGCUCCCACCUCCUGGAGGGAGGUGAGGGAAUUCCUAGCAUCGGCUGGCUAUUGCCGCCUCUGGAUACCAAGUUUUGCUGAGAUCGCCAGGCCCCUAUAUGAAGCCACCAAGGAGGGGAAGGCCUUUAAAUGGACUGAGACAGAAGAAAUUGCCUUUAAUCACAUAAAGAAAGCUCUUUUGGCUGCUCCAGCCCUGGGCCUACCAGACAUUACAAAACCCUUUCGCCUCUUUGUAGACGAGCGCAAAGGAGUAGCAAAAGGGGUUUUAACCCAGGCUUUAGGCCCCUGGAGUCGCCCAGUAGCAUAUUUGUCUAAAAACCUGGAUCCCGUAGCCGCCGGCUGGCCACCGUGCCUAAGAAUCAUUGCAGCAACCGCGCUCUUAGUCAAGGAUGCUGACAAACUGACCCUGGGACAGGAGAUCUGGAUCACAACCCCGCAUGCCAUUGAAGGGGUCCUAAAACAGCCUCCUGAUAGGUGGAUGAGCAAUGCUCGCAUGACCCACUAUCAAAGCUUGCUGCUCAACCCCCCUAGAGUACGGUUCCAUCCCAGUGCGGCCCUAAACCCUGCUACCCUGCUACCUGACCCUGACCUAGAUGCCCCACUACAUGACUGUGCAGGGAUCCUGGAGCAGGUACAUGGACUUCGGAAGGACUUGACCAAUCGGCCCCUCCCGGAUGCAGAGGCCACCUGGUUCAUGGAUGGAAGCAGCUUCGUGCGGAACGGGUGCAGGUAUGCGGGUGCGGCGGUGGUUACCAACACAAACACUAUGUGGGCGGAGGCUCUGCCCCCUGGGACAUCAGCUCAGCAAGCAGAACUCAUUGCACUCACCAAGGCACUGACACUGGGGGCUGGAAAACGGCUUAACGUUUACACAGACAGCCGUUAUGCAUUUGCUACAGCUCAUGUUCACGGGGCAAUCUACCAGGAGAGAGGGCUAUUGACAGCAGAGGGACGGACAAUAAAAAAUAAGCAGGAAAUCCUCGACCUGCUCGCGGCCUUAUGGCUUCCUGCCAAGUUAGCCAUAAUCCACUGCCAGGGACACCAAAAAGCCGAUGACCUGGUAGCGAAAGGUAACCAAAAGGCUGACCAGGCUGCAAAAGCAGUAGCCCUUACCCCGGUCCCUACCAUGGCCUUACAACUACCAGACCCAGGGGACCCAGUCCUACCAGACCAGCCCAAGUACUCCCAGGAGGAGUUGCAACGUAUCAAAAAGCUCCCCAAAGCCCAGGAAAUAAAGGGAUGGUGGCAUACACCAGAAGGAGAACUUAUACUGCCGGACUGGCUCGGGGACACGAUAUUAAAACAUAUGCACCAAUCCACUCACCUGGGAACCCGGAAAAUGAAGGACUUAAUCCAACAUGCCAGGAUCAAAAUUCACCAGCAAAAUACCAAGAUAGAUCAGGUUGUGUCUGCCUGCAAGACCUGUCAACUCACAAACGCAAGGGUCGGAUCAAAUAAAAAAGGGACCAGGCUCAGAGGCACCAAACCGGGAGCACAAUGGGAGGUCGACUUCACUGAAAUUAAACCAGGGAAGUAUGGUUAUAAAUAUCUUUUAGUAUUUAUAGACACCUUCUCUGGAUGGGUAGAGGCAUACCCAACCAAGCAUGAAACAGCUCAGAUGGUGGCCAAGAAGCUGCUGGAAGACAUCUUACCCAGGUAUGGUUUUCCUGCUAUGAUAGGAUCCGACAACGAGCCAGCCUUUAUUUCACAGGUAACGCAGGUAGUAACCAGGGCUAUUGGGGCAAAUUGGAAACUACAUUGUGCUUAUAGACCCCAGAGUUCAGGUCAGGUAGAGAGAAUGAACAGAACUCUAAAAGAGACCCUUACCAAAUUAACCAUGGAGACUGGCGGGGACUGGGUGGCUCUCCUACCGUAUGCCCUUUACCGGGUAAAGAACUCCCCUUACAUCCUGGGCUUUACUCCCUAUGAAAUCAUGUUUGACAGGCCACCCCCUAUCAUUCCUAACCUUAAAGCUGACUUUCUUGCUGAAUUUGAAAAUCAAGAACUAUCUCUUUCCUUAAGAGGGCUCCAGAGGGUGCACGAGGACAUUUGGCUGCGCCUCCGCGCCAUCUAUGAGACCAGCCCAACCCCAACUCCUCAUCGGCACAGACCAGGAGAUUGGGUCUAUGUCAGAAGGCAUCACCGAGAAACCCUUGAGCCACGUUGGAAGGGUCCCUACACUGUGGUGCUGACAACCCCCACCGCUCUCAAGGUAGACGGGGUCGCGACGUGGGUCCAUCACACUCACAUCCGAUAUUAA
Messenger RNA from Myotis lucifugus (little brown bat), 5118 nucleotides. RefSeq lists its product as uncharacterized. Gene Ontology annotation, biological process: virion assembly; proteolysis; DNA integration. Gene Ontology annotation, molecular function: nucleic acid binding; RNA-DNA hybrid ribonuclease activity; zinc ion binding. The record is from RefSeq and is a predicted model, not a curated record. NCBI's taxonomy places the organism in Eukaryota, Metazoa, Chordata, Mammalia, Chiroptera, Vespertilionidae.